Molecule: messenger RNA, 1272 nt
Organism: Poecile atricapillus (Black-capped chickadee)
Lineage: Eukaryota; Metazoa; Chordata; Aves; Passeriformes; Paridae
Gene: RNASET2
Product: ribonuclease T2
Exons: 10
Coding region: 298-1107 (269 amino acids)
Biological process (GO): RNA catabolic process
Cellular component (GO): extracellular region
Molecular function (GO): ribonuclease T2 activity; RNA binding
Source: RefSeq, a predicted model, not a curated record
AAAGGCUUUCUGCUGCCGGAGUUCCGUCCGUGCUGGAGCAGAGCCGUGUGUUGGUUGCCGUGCGAGGAGAGCGAGCUGCCGCCGUGCCCGGCGCUUCCCCAGGGAGCCGGCGGGGCUGAGCGCAGCCCCUGCUCCCGCCGGGCUCACCCCGGCACCGCUCAGCCUCGGCGGAGAGAGGGGUGCUGCUGAAAUCCUGCCGUGGCGCUGGGAGUGAGUAGUGCCUCUGAAAAGGCUUCAGGGAGCUUUUUGCGGUUACUCGGGCCAGCACUCGGGCUCGGCAUGCAUGGCUAGCUGGGAAUGGACAGUGGAGCUUCUUUUUACAGCUAUUUGGAUAACAAAAUGAAACCUGCAAAGCUGCACUAUUGGAUUCUGGUUUGGUUUUCCAUGGCACUAUGUUGUUGGUGUACUUCAGAUGCAUUUACUCAAAGUGACGUCCACUUUCAUCCCUGGAAAAAGCUGUAUUUUGCUCAUCAUUGGCCAGUGACUGUAUGUAAGAUGAAUGCUAAUGAUUGUCAUGACCCGCCAAAGUACUGGACAAUCCAUGGAUUAUGGCCUGACAGAGCUGAAGACUGUAAUAGGACGUGGCAUUUCAAUGUCACCGAGAUCAAGGAUCUUAUGUCAGACAUGAGACACUACUGGCCUGAUGUGCUUCAUUCAUCUCUAAAUCGCACACAGUUCUGGAAACAUGAGUGGGACAAACAUGGCACUUGUGCAGCCACACUUGAGAUCCUUAAUUCUCAGAAAAAGUACUUUGGUAAAGCCUUAGAACUCUACAAGCAUGUUGAUCUCAAUGGUUGUCUCUUGAAAGCUGGGAUAAAGCCAAGCAGUUCAUAUUACGAGAUGACUGCUAUAAAGGAAGCUCUUAGAAGAUUUUAUGGUGUAACACCAAAGAUCCAAUGCCUUCCUCCAGAAGAGGGUGAAAAAGCACAAACAAUUGGCCAGAUUGAAUUCUGCUUCACCAAAGAACUGCAACUGGUAAACUGCACGGUGCCGGAGGAUGAAUCCAACCCAAUGCAGGCUCACUUGAAGCUUGGAACUUCGGAGUUGUCGGUCUGCCAUGAUAAUCUCCCAACCUAUUACCCUUCAGAGGUCCAAGAUCACAAAUGAAGGCAUAAGAGUUUGAAAAACUGUUUAAACAGCAACAAAACCCAAAUUCAUGUAAUAUUACAAGCCCCUGUCCAUAUCACGGGCCUACAGUGAAGAUUUCUGCUGGAAAACACAGUUCUUUUGCUAUUAAAGGAGAGUGGUCCACGUGAUGGGAUCAGCAUUUGA